ACGUCACCGCCUGCCUGGAAUAAAGGUUCUGCAGUAAAAAUUAUCUGCACCGGCGCGCGCCAGUGCAUGCUCCAGCAAGCCCCCCAAAUACUGCAUUACACAGGACGAGAUUUACUCCAGCAGUGCAGCGCUUUUUCUAUCAUUUUCUACCGUUUAUUCUUUUCUAGAGACCGCUUUUUGUGUUUUUUUUUAUCUUGUCGGCUGCUUAGCUUAGACGCGAAUAUCUUUUUUUCAUCUUUUCUAACACCUCUGACGUGAUUUUUUUUACGUUCUGUCGCUUAACCUGCAGAAAGCAAAAAUCAUAAUAAUUUAUUCCUGAAGAACACAACUCUACCAACCUAAAACAAAAUGUCUGCUCCUGCCCCUGCAGCUGCCCCCGGACCCCCCGGACCCCCUGGAGCCCCUGGGGCCCCUGGAGCCCCUGAGCCCCCCCCCAACACAUCCAGCAACAGGAGGCUACAGCAGACACAGGCGCAGGUGGAGGAGGUAGUGGACAUCAUGCGGGUGAACGUGGACAAGGUCCUGGAGCGGGACCAGAAGCUGUCCGAGCUGGAUGACCGUGCGGACGCGCUGCAGGCCGGAGCCUCGCAGUUCGAGAGCAGUGCCGCCAAACUCAAGAACAAGUACUGGUGGAAAAACUGCAAGAUGAUGAUCAUGAUGGGAGUCAUUGGUGCAAUCAUUGUAGGCAUAAUAAUAAUUUAUUUCUUCACUUGAAACUUCUGUGAGAGCGAGCGAUAGAGAGCGGGACAGACAGACAGAUAGACAGACAGACACAGAAAGACAGAAAUCUUUCUUAGUAUCACAUGGAGCCUGCAAACGUUUUGUAACCAACUCAGAAAAAAAAGCUCUGAUGCAAUUUUCCUUCUGUUGAAAUGAUCAUCUCUUCCUUUUGUACCGUGUGUUAGAUGUUCAGAUCGCAUGCAUGAUCUUAGACUUUGCUGCAAAUAUAGAUGUAUAUUUCUAAACAUGAAUACGUCCCCUGAGGCUAGUACAGGGACAGAUGAGUACAUGCACAAUGAACGGGGGGGGGGGGCAUUAGUUGCCCCCCCCCCCCCCCGCUACUCAGACCGCUUGCUUGUUUCCUCUCACUAAAUAUCUCGGUAUCCCUGAAUAGCUGCAAAAUAUUUAAUGAUCGAGUAAUGCACCCCCCCCCCCCAGUCUCUGUGCUAAUCCAUCUGUCCCAGUUCAUAGUGGUUUGUAGAUAUAUCUUUUUUUUCACACUGGGUUUCUUCCAUUGAGAGGCACUGACCAGGCUGACCCUGCUGCUGCUGCUGCUGCUGUUGAGCUCAUCUACCUGAGUCUGAGACCACAAACUGCAGUGCAUUGAGAUAGCUGCCCUGCAGUGCAAUACAGUCUAGUGAGCUAAUAGCACAGCACUACACUGGAACUGCAGUUUAAUAUCACUGGACUAGACUAGACUGGAAUUACAGUGGAACUGCAGUUUGAGAUCACUAGACUAGACUGGACUGGAAUUGCAUUGUAACUGCAGGUUGAGAUCACUAGACUAGACUGGACUGGAAUUGCAUUGUAACUGCAGGUUGAGAUCACUAGACUAGACUGGACUGGAAUUACAUUGUAACUGCAGUUUGAAAUCACUAGACUAGACUGCACUAGAAUUACAUUGUAACUGCAGUUUAAGAUCACUAGACUAGACUAGAAUUACAUUGUAACUGCAGUUUGAGAUCACUAGACUUGUCUCCCUAGAAUGAUUUUCUUGCCCCUCUGUUUUACCCCACUACCCAUAUCCCUUUCUUUCUUUCCCCCAAAACUGUUCCCUCCCAAAGCAGAGAGAGUGCACCCAGAUACGCUAGAGGAAGUGAGUGAAGCAGAGGGGUUAGGGCUGAUUCAGACACUGUAGGGCUAAAGGAAUCCUUGCGCUCAGAAUGCGGUCCCUGUGGGUAAUGCCAGCACUGGUCAGGGUUAUGUUCAGACUGGUCUGAACUGGUCAUGCUGGUUCGGUAGGCUGUGGUGUCAAUUGCUGCAGCUUUAAAUACCAGUUGUAAACCAGUAUGCACAUGCUCCAGUUCCCAAAUCUUACCGGUCACCUUUGCUGGGCCUGUUUUGUACCAAAUCAAUACAGAUCGGUUUGGUUGGAAAUAGCACUGAAGCAAAACGAACCCGAAUCGGUUGACAGGCCCACCCAUAACUAUGAAACGGACGAUACCCAAUCAAUUCAACGACAAACGUACCGAUCAAUAGUCUGUUUCAGUGCCUAGAAACGUAACCAAGUCAACAACAAACGUUUCAACAGCUCCAACGUUUUCCAAGACAACUUUGGAAACACUUUGUUGUCUGGUUAUUAAAUUUCACGACAUUGGAAAAUACUUUUAAUUGAAGCGUUUGUCUUGGAAUUCGUUAAGCUUCUUUUAGCGUGUCUAAGUUGGUCCAGCUAAGCUAACAGAGGUCUGAGGCAGCCUGACACUAUCCCGAUCCCAAGCUCACAAGCCCUGCGGUGUGGCCCUGUGCUGUGCUCCUGCCAGUCUCAAGUCUGUUAUUUUUUUUUGUCUGCACGUCAGCUGUGCCCAGUGGGAACAAACUAGUCACCACGGCCACAUCCCUUGUGAUGUCAUCACCUGCCAUGUCUUUUUCAACAGAAAAGAGACGUUUUGAUUAAUCUUUUUCUAGGUUUAAAAAAAAUGUGUACUUUAUUUAUGUAGGUAUUUAUUUAUUUAUUUAUUUAUUUAUUUAUUUUUGUUAGUUGUAUAAGUAUGCCUCUGAUGAUUAUUAAUAUUAUUAUUUGUAGUAGUAGUUGUGAAUUUUCCUCAGUUUUCACUAGAUGGCAGCAUUGAGUUCUAUUCAAAUCUUUGUUUUAGAAACCAAAUAACAUUAAAAACAGCAACGAAAAGAAUAAAUUAAAAGAAAAUGUAGUUACAGGGGAAAAAAUCAUAAUAAUUAGUUGAGUCUUUCAGUAUCAAAUGAAAUCUCAUAGAAGUGAAUUUUACCUUCUGCACAGCAUGGCGCUCCAAUCAUAAUCCCGCGUACUCGCAGGAGGCGGGCUGUCGGGUUAGCGCUCAUGAUAGACAGGAAGGGACAGCAAGCUCAAGCAGAGAGGAAGCCUGCGGGCAACUAAAAAUAUAGGGUAAACAAACUGGCAAGGCAACAAUGCCUUCGUUGUUUUUGAUGAAGGAGAAGGUAGGAAACUAGCAGACGCCAAGAAGAAAUUGUAGUUUCAAUUGUGAUCAAUUUUUAAUAGUAAUCCAAGAAAUUGCAAAUAAAUCUAACAGUGUAAUGAUUACAGUGAUGCAACACUAUCCAACGCAGCAUCCGGAGUGAAGCUCAGCUUCAUGGCAUUGUGGGAUUCUUGAGGAUAUGUUCUUGAUGUUUUUUGGAAUAAAACGAUUGUUUUACGAUUGUGUUGAGAAGGACAUGGCAGAGUCCGCCGCAUCGCGGGGAGGGGCGAGGCGACUAACGCGCUUGUUCCUGCCCUCCCUCGCUACGAGCUGUUGCAAAGUUGGAAACUGAAAAUGACCAACAGAACUAAUUAACAGAUGCCUGUGUCGUGUGUGUGUGUGUGUUUCAGAAAACGAUGUCUGUUUUUGUGUAUUUGUGUAUCAUUGACGAGUGUCGUUUUGUUUUCCUUAAACAAACGUCUCGGUACAUUGCAGGAUCUGCGGCAUUGCUUCAGAGAGCUGUCAAAUAACAUCAGCGCGCAACAGAGCCUUAAAAAACCUGUCCUUCUUCAACCUGGCAGCACCAUCACUGCCCCUUUAAAGGCGUGCUUACCAUCGUUCAAAUCCACUCGCUCGCCUCUUCGAGUCUUAUUACUAGUAACAUUAUCACUGAGCCUCCUCUGCAUUGCCCUGUGCACAGCACAGUACAGCAAGGCUCAGCCCAGCACACAGCAGGCCAUGCCAGAGACGCUAGAUGAUAAUAUACCAAUCAGAAAGUUGUUUUUUCAGCGAUAAAGACUUCGUUUGUUUAAAUCUUUAAAAAAACAAAACAAAAAACAAAAAAACCUGCAGUGUUCCGAGACGUUCAGCUGUCACUUCCAUCUUGUGUACAAAUCAUUUAAAAGAGUUCAAUAAUUAAUCUGUACAAAUAUGAAAAAAAAAUGCUAAUACUACAGUGUUAAACUAUAUGAAUAAUAAUGAUUAAAAUGCAAAGGUAAAAAUAAAACAUAACGCAUGUAUAUUUAAUGUACAACAGGAUAAAAUGAAAUAUUCAAUAAAGUAUUAUAAUGUAAAUCUG
Messenger RNA from Acipenser ruthenus (sterlet), 4188 nucleotides. It is a transcript of the gene vamp1b, whose product is annotated as vesicle associated membrane protein 1b. The transcript is spliced from 5 exons. Gene Ontology annotation, biological process: vesicle-mediated transport; vesicle fusion; SNARE complex assembly. Lineage: Eukaryota; Metazoa; Chordata; Actinopteri; Acipenseriformes; Acipenseridae. The record is from RefSeq and is a predicted model, not a curated record. Gene Ontology annotation, molecular function: syntaxin binding; SNAP receptor activity. Bases 349 to 714 code for a protein of 121 amino acids. Gene Ontology annotation, cellular component: plasma membrane; SNARE complex.